Molecule: messenger RNA, 5471 nt
Organism: Scomber japonicus (chub mackerel)
Lineage: Eukaryota; Metazoa; Chordata; Actinopteri; Scombriformes; Scombridae
Gene: trim66
Product: tripartite motif containing 66
Exons: 17
Coding region: 208-4008 (1266 amino acids)
Molecular function (GO): zinc ion binding; protein binding
Source: RefSeq, a predicted model, not a curated record
GGGGUCCUACACAUGGAUGAACUGGGGGAGGAGAGAGCACAGUGAGGCUGUCAUGUAAGCCAUCUCCUCUGAGGCCACCUCUCGGUGCGCACUGCUUCCUGCCUCAGGUAGAAGCCUUAGUGUUUCUGCUGCUGAGGCGUCAGGCUGCUCGCUCUCCUCUCCUCUCCCUCCUGCUGAGAAGGCAACUCCACUCUCCAAGCCAUUGAAAUGGAGAAGAGCUGCUCAGAGUGUUCAGAGACAACACUUGCACACAGCCUGUGCACACUCUGCAACAAGUGGUUGUGUUACCAGUGUACAGAUGCACAUCAGCAUCAGAGAGUCCCUUCUACUUCCCAGUACAUAGACUUGCACCAACAGAGGCCCAGUGCUGCCCAGUGUCUAGACCUGUACCAGAAAGGCUCCAGCUCCCUGCCUCCGACUGGACAAGGACCGGGGUCGUAUCCUUGUUCCCUCCUCAUGUGCCACUCUCACAGACAGGAGCCCUUGGAGCUGUUUUGUGAGUCAUGUGACCUUCUGUGCUGUAGCAGCUGUCACCUGUCCUCCCACAAAAAACACAGGGUGGUGCAGAUUGGGAAGGCCCUGCAGGAUCAGCAGUGGUUGUUUGAGAGCCUGAUGGUGCAGGUGGAGGAGAGGAGAUCUGCUGUGGAGAACAAUGCCAAGCAGAUAGAGGACAGAGUUCACGGAGUGAAGAUUGCACACAGGAAGGCCGAGAACCAGAUUAAAAUGGCAAAGAUGAUUAUGAUGAAUGAGUUUAACAAACGAGCCAACCUAUUAAUAGAGCAACUGGAGAAAAUCUCAGAGGACUUCCAGCAGCGUCUGGAGGACCAGCUGCAGGGGGCAAUAGAGAUGUGUGGCCAGCUGGACCACGUGCAAAAGUUCAUCACCUGGGCUACAACUCACCACUGCAGAGGCCCUGUGCUCUUCAGCAGGGCACUGAUUUCACUCCAGAUGCAGCAACUGCUUGAGCCAUCACUCCAUCCCGACUCCUGGAGUCCAGUGAAGAUCAGAUUCAACUGGGAUGCUAGUUACUGGACAAAGCAGAUUUCCUCUUUAGGGCAACUGACUGUUGAGGGAGGAAACUGCACCUACCCUCAGAGUUUGGCCUGCGCCAGUAUUCUGAGGCCGCAGCCUAUCACCUGUUUGGCUUUGCCGUCUCUGUGUCACAGGGGACGAGAGUCAGGCUGUGGGUACCAGACCUGCUGUGAACCCCAGAUGUGUUGCCUGCAUGGCAUUCCCUCUCAACCCGAUCUGUCCAGUCUGGACAAAAGCCAGCUGGGAGCCACACUUUACAACUCCAGCUGUGUUCAGCCCACCCUUCUCUCUGCCUCCCUGCACCAGAGCCAGCAGCUCCAGAGAUGCUGGGACCCAAACAGCUCCUCAGCCUUACAACCACCCUCACAAUCAUCCCCUGUCUCGAUCAUGGGACCCAUCCAGCUCAACUGCAGCCGUGCAUCGUCAUCCCAGCCACAAGCUGCUGCCUCCCAGCCCCUGUCUCAGACUAAAUCAUAUCUCUAUCACCAACACCAGAGGGAAGCUUUUCCAGACAGCCAGCCUCAGCUGAGUGCAGACCGUAACAGGCUGGGUCAGGGCCAAAUGCAAAGCCAGCGUCAGAGUAAGCUGUCCACUGGCACAGCUCUGCAGCAGGAGCUCAGCCACACAGCUGUAGACCGAGAUGUGAUGACUGUAGAGAACUGGGAGGAGAGGUGCAGUGUGGAGGGGACUCAUGGACAAACAGCAGUGGUUGAACACAGAGAGCUACUGGAUGAGGAGCUGCAGGAAAGGGGGGAGCAAAGUCCUGUCCAACAGCAACAUCACAUCCAAGCCUCUCCAGCAGCAGAGCUGAGAAUACAGCAUCAGAGGAUGAGACCUACACUGAUGCUCAGAGACCACCGAGAUGGCAGGAGAUCCACGUCCCUGGAGGUGUCAGUGACAGACCACAAGCGUGGAUCUGACGUUCAGAGCAGCAGGCUCAGCCCUAGUUCAGUGUGUGCGAGGAGGAAGAGACGCUCCCAGAGCAUCCCGGCAGAACUGGCAGCCCCAGCCACCAGCCCUUACAAUGAAAGGCCCACAGGAUGCACUCACAGCCGAGAGGCAGGAGCUGCACAUAAGUUUGCUGGUAAGGAUCCCAGACAGAGGAGGAGAGCUUCAGAUGGCGUACUUUGUGUUGUCAAGGAAACUUCAUUUGAAACAGCGCCCUCCAGAGGUCACCGGUCUCCAUUACUGUCCUAUAAGACAGAGCCAGAUCAUUCUUUUACUUAUGUAAAUGAAGAGAUUGACUAUGAAGCCAAAGAAAAGUGCAGGUCGUCACGAAACAGUCACAACAGCAACAUGGAUGUUCAGAAGGACUUGGGAAGGCCCAGGGUUCCAGUGGUUUGCUUAGAGCGUCUCAAAAUCCUUGUGUCUCAACUCCCCCCACACGGAAGACGGCAGAGUGACCCUUUACCUGCAAGCACAAUGGAGAAGAAUGAAAGUUUGCUGAAGCAGAGAACCUGGCAUGAUGUAGCCCUUGUAGGUAUUACUGGAGGCUCCGAGACCAUGACGACCACCCACUCAGUCACAGCGCCACCAUAUGCAGAGCGAAAAACUUGCAAUCAGUCUACCACACACUCAGCCAGCAGUGAGUUUGACAACCGAGGAAGACUAAACUCUUGCAAAGCAUCCACUGACCCUGAAUAUUUGCCACAGAGGUACACAGUGCUUGAUCUGGAUUCAGACUCUGAUCCCAGAUCAUUCUCAGAAGUAGCAGUUGUUUCUCGAGUAGAUCCAGACUGUAACCCACAGCUAGAUUCAGAUGCAUCUCCAGAUUCUGACUUAAUUGCAGAGUCUUCAUCUGAGGCUGAACUUGAAUGUCUGGUCAAGGAGAAAUCCGUGGCUGCAGGGGUAGUGGGGCACUGUGAGGAAACUCACACUGUGGGGGAUUCAGAACCAAGCCUUGAAUUUGAGGCAGACCCAGAGUCAGAUGUAGGUGCAGGAUCUGAGGAUGGCCAAGGGCUGGAUGCUGAUGCAGAAUCAGGCGAUGCUGAAACUGAGUCAGAUGUCCAGCGUGAAUACGAUCCCACCUUCCAGGCAGAAACUGAUUCUGACCUUGUAUCCGAUCAACCGCUGGAUUCUCAGGGCUCUGUGGAGUCUGAAAUCGACAUUGAAUCUGAACCUGAACUGACAACGGACGACCCACAACCGCUUCGCUCUGACUUGGAAGACGAGCCCCACAUUGGACCUAGUCAGAGGCAGCUUCUAAUGGCAAACCCGGACCUGCAGAUUGGGACAGAGGAAGUCCAGACUGAGCAGGACAGUGCAGAGAUGGAGAGUGAGGAUUUCUGUGCUGUGUGUCUGAUCGGCGGGGACCUGCUGUGCUGUGAUCGCUGUCCAAAAGUCUUUCAUCUGUCUUGUCAUAUCCCAUCUCUACUAAGCUUCCCUUCAGGCGACUGGGUGUGCAGUCUGUGCAGAGAUGUUGUGCAGCCUGAGGUUCAGUACGAUUGUGAGAAUGAGAGAACGUCAGGGGAACACACGUCAGCACAUGGACUGUCUGCAUGUGACCAGAGAAAAUGUGAGAGGCUGACUCUUCUGGUCCUCAGUAACAUCCUGAGUGCUCCCUUCCAUGAGCCCGUCAGUCCACUUGCUCGUCAUUACUACCAGAUCAUCAAGCGGCCAAUGGAUCUGUCUGUGAUCAGGGCCAAACUCAACAAGAGGAAUACCCGACAUUAUAACUCACCAGACCAGUUUGUUGCUGAUGUCUGUCUCAUGUUCCACAACUGUGCAAAGUUCAAUUAUCCUGAUUCUGAGGUGGCCCAAGCAGGCCGCAGCCUGGAGGGGUUCUUCACCUCCAGGCUGAAGGAAGUUUUCCCUGACAGAGUUUUUCCUGUGGCUGAGGCGGACAGUGACAGUGAUGAGUACGAUGAGGCCUACAGGACCGCCGAGGGUGGUUUCCCCUGGCCAGAGAGGAGGGAGCAGUGUCACAGGAAGAGGAAGAGGAGACACUCUCUCAAGUCAAGGAGAAAUCACUUCUAACCAGAGAUGAAUGCAGUGCAACUAAGGACACAUGAAUUUCUGUAUUUAUGUGUAAUUUUGCUGCUUUGUUAAGCAGCUGGGGGGCUGUAACAGCGUUUUCAUGCUGUAAUUUAACAGUAACCCUAAGGUAUGUUGUGGUUUGCAAUAAUAUCACAGUGCUGCCAUCUGAUGGCAGCUAAAUGUAAUGAAACGAAUGAAAGAAUAUUUCAGCAUUAGUAACUCAAGAAUCUAUUACUAUUGAACAUAAUAUUGAAUAUCCCUGUAGAUUUCAGUUGAGCAUCUUACAGACAGAAACAAUUGAUUAAAACACGUUUAGGUUACAUACUAUAUGCUACGUAUUUGAAUGCAUAUCCGGUUGGAGAAAAUUAGUCAACAAACCAGAAUCCAGAGUUUGUUGGGUUGUUUCUGCAGUCGUUUAUAGAAGAGAUUUGAUGUUAUAAUUAUUACCAUUUCAUAUCAUAUUUUGCCCAUGAUUUUCCCUGAUACACUGGAAAUUACUUAAAUUAAUUUAAAUCAUGUACCUAAAGUUUUAUGCUAUACUGUACAAAAAGAAUGCUGUUGUUGGAUGUUUAGUAAACUCACUGUGUGUCUUUAUUAAGUGGAUUUCUUGACUUUUUUUAGGUGAAUAUAGCCCUGAUUAUACACAGCACUUUGAAAUAUUGUAUUUACCACCUUGGUAAAUCUUCAGCAUAUUUAUACAUCUGUAACUGUAUAGAGGUUUAUUUUAUUAUAUUUCCCUCUUUAUUUGUAGUGACUAAAUGAUUGCAGGCAAUUAUCAUAGGUUUGAUUAUUUGACAUAAUUAUCAGUAGCUUUCUUGAAAAGCAGCAGUGAGUCUUACUUACUGACCCAAGUGAUGCAGAGAGUCCACGAUAACUAGUGUUAGACCUCAACAGGUCAUAAAAAUGUACGUGUUUGUAAUAUGAUUCAAUAUCUGUGGAUCCAGAUCAACACAACAAUGCAGUAACAGUGCAGUAACUCUCUGUUAGUUAGAGGUAUUUAAGGAAAUUAUACAUUUAACCAUGAAUUAAGUUUGUGUAUGAAACAUUUUUGUUCCAAAUGUCAAAAAGAAAUGGUUCUCAGGCCUAGUAAGAGUGAAAGGUAUUGAUAUAAUUCUGUAUUGAUAAUUAUAAACUGUCCUUGUGAUUUGUAGAGUCACACAGUAGAGAGGAAAAAUAUAAUUUUGUACCCGCUGCUGUAGCACAUUUCCUCUUUUUAAACAUACUUUAACUUGCUUCCUGCAGCUUAAGAUAGAAUUGACUUGACUUUUAAAGUUUUACUGCACAAAUUAUUGUCUGUGCACUCCUUGAUUGUGGUCAAGAUUACUGAAUAUACAGCAUAUGUAAUGUUGCUUUAUUUGAAAUCAAUAGAUAUAAUAGUAUUCCCUACAGUAUGAAGGAAGACUUAUUAUGCUAUAACUGUACUGACUGUAGUUUUCUGUCACCGUUUCAGGAGAGCAGUCUGU